This is a messenger RNA of Hemiscyllium ocellatum (epaulette shark), 1344 nucleotides long. Its product is annotated as verrucotoxin subunit beta-like. The record is from RefSeq and is a predicted model, not a curated record. Lineage: Eukaryota; Metazoa; Chordata; Chondrichthyes; Orectolobiformes; Hemiscylliidae.
AUGGCUGAAGGGGACAAUGACAUAUUUGAAAUGCUAACUCUAGGAAAAAAUCUAUUUUAUCAAUGCAGUGUCACGUUAUGGGACAUGGAUGACCUCUUGAAGAACCUUGAUGUCCAACCCAAGCGCAACCCAAACUUCAGCAUUAUUUGUUCAGACUCGAUUGAGGAGAAAGCGAGCCAUUUAAAUGUUGAAGCCUCACUCAAGGCCAGCUUCCUGGGGGGACUGGUAGAGGUGGGCGGCUCUGCCAAAUAUUUGCAGGACAGCAAGUCAUCAAAGCAGCAAGCCCGUACCUUGAAUUACCAAGCAGCAACCUGCUUUGAGCAGCUGACUAUGAGUCAGUUAGGGCCCAAGAAUAUUGCCUACCCAUCUGUCUUUGAAUAAGGUUCGGCGACUCACGUUGCCACUGCCAUGUUAUAUGGGGCUCAGGCAUUCUUUGUGUUUGACCCAGAAUAUUCCUGCAAUGACAACACGCAUGUAGUAAAAUGAAAUCUGCAGGGGAUGAUUCAAAAGAUCCAAUUCCUCAAUAACGAGGGAAAGGGUUUCUUGCAAAUCUCAGAUGAUGAAAAGAAAAGUAUUAAGAAUUUCAACUGCACAUUUUAUGUUGAUUUUUUUGCUCAUUCGGAACCUAGUGAGCUACCAAGAUGCCCUGAAUGUUUAUUCAACACUUCCUCAGUUACUAGGCGAUGUUGGAAGGACACCUUCAGAGUCUGGUUGUAUCGUCUGAAGAUGUUGGAUUCAAAAGCUGCUCAGAUUGGGCGAGAGGUUAGUGUUGGACUGGUCAAUUGGUGUCAGUUACUCUUUGACCAAUUUCUUGACAUAGAGAUGAGAUGUAAUGAUCUUAUUAAAAGCAAAGCUGCCAGUGAAUUCUCCAAGAUAAAGGCAAAAAUCCUCAUGUUCAAGGGAAAGUGCCGAGAAUACCAAACUAUCUUUAAGAAAGACCUGGUGAAAGUGCUGACAACUAUCCGGGGAACAGGAGAAGAGGAAAGUCUUCUAGUCAAUAUUUUGCAACAGAGAGAGGAAUCACCAUUCAGCAACAAAUCACUGACAGCUUGGAUGGAGAAGGGGGAGAAGGAGAUAAACACAGUGGGCGGAUAUCUAACUAUGUUUCAAGGUGUAGAUAUUCUGACCUCCAGCCAAUUGGAUAAGUACUUGACAGAUCCAAUGAUUAAACAUGUUGUCUGCUUUACCUUCACUUCAUUGUGGUGUGAAGAUAUCUAUUUACAAGAACUAUCCAACUACCUCAAGACCUCAUGGACUUUAACAGUAUCAGGCCACACAUCGCAAACUAACACAAGUCAACUGAGUGAAGAUUGGUUCUCUCUCGGAUCAAUCUCCCAGAAAUGA